AACUCUCAAGUCACCUGUUCCUUUCCUUUUUCUUGGCAUUUCCCAACUCGAACACCAACUCCAUUUCUAUUAGCUGAUUACAACCGGAACCAUAUUAUAUAUUGAUUAGUUGAUUACAACUGGAGCCAUAUUACUUUACAUACAAUUUAUGUUUAUAUUUCAUCUUGAGGUUUUAGAGAGUUCAAAAGUAAAGACUCUUUAUUGAUUAUAUAUAUUGAAGCCAGCCAGGAGCAACGACUGGAACAAGAAGUCUAUCUUCAAUUAAUUAAUAGAGAUUGAUAUAAAAUGCGGUUCAGCUAACAAAUAUCCCUUUGUCAUGAAGUGGAAUUCAACCUCAAAUUGUAGAUUCCCAAAUUGUUUGAUAGAUGGCCUAAUCUUUAAUUAAGUUGUGAGAAUCUUUUGGGUAAUUUGGAAGCAGAAAGACACAUACAACGCAUAGAGAGAUUGAUGGAAUUAGGAGGAGAAAUGGAGGGGAAAGAGCUGCUAAUAAUUGAGCACCCGAGCCAUGAUCACCCACUGGUUCUCAGAGAAUCACUCCUAGGCGGCGACGGCUAUGGUGGUGGAGGUAUCCAAGUUCGCUGCGAUGGGUGCGGGAAACGAAUCUCCUCUUCUUCUUCAUCAUCAUCAGGAGCAGGGGGAGGAGGAGGAGGAGGCUCUUUCUAUGCUUGCCCCAACUCCGAUUGCUGGUAUCUGCUGCACAAACACUGUGCAGAAUUGCCCCCUAAAAUCGAGCAUCCCUGUCACCCGGAGCACGCCCUCAUUCUCCGUCUCCAUCUCUUGCGUGAUUAUUAUGAAUGUUAUGUCUGCGGUUCCACCAUCGACGAAUUACAUUACCGUUGUUCCGACUGCGGCUUCUGUGUUGACGUUCGCUGCGCUUUAAUGGCGGUCCAUAUCCAUGAUAGGGUGGACGAGAACAACAGGAUUCACCAACACCCGAUGAUUUCCCUCGAGAAGGAGGCUGAGUUCUUGUGCGAUGCCUGUGGUAGAGAACAUAAAGGCAAAUCCUAUCUUUGCCCCACCUGUGGCUUCUGGGCCAAUCAGAUUUGUGCUUCUGGGCCAACCACCGUUGACAUCCGCAGCCACCCUCACCCCCUCGCUCUCUUUCGUUGUUUUCGCGAUGAUGUUGACUAUUGUCCAAUCUGCCAUGAUAGAGUGGAGAGAGCGUCUUGGGUUUAUCGUUGCUCGGAGGGAUGCAGUUAUCUCGUCCAUGUAGGUUGCCCGCUGUCGGAGGAGGCUGAAAAUUCCAACAGUGAUAUCCAAACAAAGCUUCAUUCAGAAUCAACAAGCCAUAAAAUUGAGAUACUCACGGAUCCUAAAGAAGAGAUUAUUCCCAUCACUUGGCCUGUGCAUCAGGAAUCUAUUGAAAUAAUAACCCAAUUGAUCAAGAACCUUAGCUUACAAGGAAGGCAUAAAAGAGCCACCAAGAUCCUUGGUUGCAAAAAAGACCACCCUUUGACUUUUGUCAACAAAAAAAUUGAUAAAUCAAAGGAUGACCAACUAUGUGGUGGCUGUGCACAAAAUAUCUCAUCCCAAUUCUACCAUUGCACUCAAUGCAACUUUUCUCUUCACAAAUGGUGUGCUAUGUUACCCACUAAACUCCAACACAUAUCUCACCCAGAACACCCACUUUACUUGAUGACAGAGCCUUGGUUCCACAGUUGUCGUAAUUGUCAAUUGCCUUACAUCGGGUUCGGCUUUGGUUGCAGCACUUGUGAAUUCUACCUUGAUCUCAAAUGUGCUUCACUUCCGCGAGUAAUCAAACAUGAAGCUCAUGACCACAAUCUUGUCCUGAAGAGGAACAAAUGCGACGGUUGCUUUAGUGGUUGCAAUGCAUGUGGAGGAAAUCGCUCCAUAUUCUCUACUUAUUUUCAGUGUGAAGCUUGUUAUUUCAGGGUGUGCAUGAUAUGCAUUCUUCUUCCAUUUUCAGCCAGACAUAGAUAUGAUAAACACCAAUUUGUUCUUAUCUAUUCCCCAUCAAAGGUCAGCCUGAUGAGUAUUACUGUGAAAUCUGUGAGGCGGACAUUAACUCCAUGUACUGGUUCUAUCAUUGCAUUGAAUGCGAUCAAUCUCUACACGCAGAAUGCAUCUAUUCUAUUGAACAAUUUUUGACGUGAAGUUUGGCGCACGCAUGGAAGUGAAUUUUCACUCCCACCUUCAUAGUUGCAUCCGCCGCCCCAAGGCAGGGGUUGAAUCCCCCUGUUGUCAUCACUGUGGCUAUGGUUUUAGUGAAUUUGACUGUGCGGCCUAUGAAUGUUUUUAGAUGCACCUUAAUUGGCUGUUUAUUUAGUGUACUUUCAACUAAUGAGCUAACCAAUUCAACAACUCUGCCAAACUAAGGAUUCUUAGUUUGUGUAUUUAUAAGCUCUAUGAAUAAAAAACUAUUUUUAUUGGAUUUUUUAAUAUUUUCUAAUAAAUUAUAUUGAAAUAAAGAGCUUAUAAAAACUUUAUAAAAUUAUCAAUUUCCUUUAAAUCUCAACCUCCCAACAUAAUCAAAUUAUUACUAUGUCAUUAUUUUUGUAGUAAUUAAUGCAAAAUUAUUUUUUUGAUAUCAUGUUUAUUUUUUUUUAAUUUCCAAGCUUGGUUGAGUUGGUCACUUGAUUAGCAGGUGUAGUCAAAAUUAUCACAUACUUGUCUUCGAUCACUCUAUUGUCACAAGUAACAUCUAUAUAUUAUUUAAGUAGAAAAUUAUAAAUAUUUUUGUAUUUAUAGUUUUGAAAAAUAAACACUUUUUAUUAUUUAAAAUUAUUUAUGAUUUUAUGAAAAGUAUUAUUAAUUAUUUUAAAAAAAUACUUAUAAUUUUAUUCGUGUCAAAUAGGGAGUUGAAAUAGAGUAUCCUGAUAACAUGAUUGGAAAUGCAAUUUGUCUAACACUCAAAAGUUUAGGUGGUGUUCUCUUUGUGUUUUAGUUUUGAAUUUUGAAUUUAUUUUCAGUUUUGUAUUUUGAGUAUCUAUUUUGAGAUUUUUGAAAACGCGUUCUUUUUUUUAUUUUCUAAAAAUCCGUUU
Molecule: messenger RNA, 3002 nt
Organism: Diospyros lotus (date-plum)
Lineage: Eukaryota; Viridiplantae; Streptophyta; Magnoliopsida; Ericales; Ebenaceae
Exons: 3
Coding region: 448-2109 (553 amino acids)
Source: RefSeq, a predicted model, not a curated record